Messenger RNA from Aaosphaeria arxii CBS 175.79, 825 nucleotides. RefSeq lists its product as uncharacterized. The coding region runs from base 257 to 709 and encodes 150 amino acids. The record is from RefSeq and is a predicted model, not a curated record. Lineage: Eukaryota; Fungi; Ascomycota; Dothideomycetes; Pleosporales. The transcript is spliced from 4 exons.
UUGCUUUGUCCUACGCCAUUCCCUUGCCCCCUCUUCCCCCACACGCUCACACUCACGCACCCGCAAACCGAUUCAAUCAGUUCAUUCCUUCAUCCGUCCAUACUUAUCCCUCCCCUCCCCUCCCCGAACAUCCCAAACAAACCCAUCCUAAAACAACAUUGUAACUCAAGACGGCCCGCCAGAGAGCACGUUUCCUGCAAGAACAGACGAACAGACAAAGUACGAGGGAGACAGAUAAAUACAAGCCAAAGCAUCCAUGAUACGGGACAGAUCAUACUCGUACAUAGACAGAUUACGAAUACCGCGACUACUAGUGACCCGAUCUCACAAGUAUACUGAUCGCGACCAUGCCGGUCUCGCUGACGGUACCGCCGAAGCCGAAGAGCAUCUCCCACGCUUCUUUGCUAAGUCUGGCCAUGCCGGCGAGAACCCAAGCAAGACGAAGAAGGACGGCGGCGGCAAGGGAAACUGGGGCCAUCCAGGAGACGAGAUUGAAGACUACCAAUACAACAUGAACAAUCCGCGUCGCCGGAGCAACUCGAGCACACACCAAAUUAAGGACUUCAAGACCAAGUUCGAGACCAUUGAGCCCGAACCUGUCUUCGAAGAGGAGCUCCACGGGCCAAUGGGCGCCGACCUUGACAAGCAAAGCACCGCCUCCACGGACAAGAGCGUCGAGGAGGAGGACGCCUCCAAGAAGUCGUCGUAGAUGCCACCCUUUCUUCACCUUUCUCUCCCACCACAACUCUCCUCAUGGCUCUUUCUUCGAUGCACUUCGUCAUCAUAUUCUCUGAACGGGGGACAUGGUGAGCGAGGGAGAUCAGG